This is a messenger RNA of Manduca sexta (tobacco hornworm), 915 nucleotides long. RefSeq names its product bicaudal D-related protein homolog. The record is from RefSeq and is a predicted model, not a curated record. Lineage: Eukaryota; Metazoa; Arthropoda; Insecta; Lepidoptera; Sphingidae. The transcript has 5 exons. Bases 434 to 907 code for a protein of 157 amino acids.
UACUAACCGCUAUCUUCUUUCCAGGAGUUGGAACAAGAGAAACAUCUGCUUCGACGGCGGCUGGACACCACGCAGGGGGAGUAUGAGGCGAGGAUACUGGAGCUGCAGAACGACAUCAAAGAGCUGUCUGCUAAAAUCGGAUCGAGGGAUACUUCAGUCAAACAGCGUGAUGAGGAGAAGGCCAGCUUGAUAGCUGAGUUGACAGCGCAAAACUCCCGACUAACUGCGCAGCUAAAGGAGUCGUCGGCGACAGAAGCCAACCUCUUAGCACAGCUGGAAGCGCUGAAGGACCAGUGUACCAUCAGGAAGACUAGCUUACAGGAUCAUGUACAAAGUCUGGAAUCCCUCAAAGCUGAGCUGGCUUUGGUCAGUGACAAGAAGGCAGACCUGGAACGGAGGCUGACGAGCUCCCUCAAGAACAAGGGAAGGACUGAUGCAGCAGCUUGAAGAAGCCAACGACAGGAUCGUGGCUUUGGAGAGGCAGCUCAAGGAACAGGAACAUCUCUACCAAAACACACUUAAAGAAUUAGAACGGCUACAAAGAUCGCACGACACACUCGCCGAGCGAGUCGGGGCGCCAGAUCCCAUCGAUACUUCAGACACGGCGAGAUCUCUGCAUGCUGAGAUGGAGUCGGAGCCCGAGGAGCAAGACGAUGGCUGGCUGAGGUCUGAAGCGGUGCAGGUGUAUAAACAGUUGAGGACGCUGGCGUUGCAGCUUAACACUGGACAUGAUGAUGAUUCAGGGCUACACUCAGACCUGUCCAUCUCAUCGCUGGACGGUGAGGAGGGCGAGACCCUCCGCCGAGGGGCGCUCGCCGCCGCCUGCGCGGACGCUGUGGCCGCCUACGCCACUCUGGAGGUUCGCGCGUCAGGGACUCCAUCGCUGCGCACGCUCGCCGCGCGCUAGAGAGGGAG